GGGAGUGGUUGUGGACCGUCGGCAACAGCAGGAUUUGAAUGUGUUGAAAUGAGCAGUCGUAAAUCAAAGAGUAACAGCUUAAUUCACGCAGAAUGCCUUUCACAGGUACAAAGAAUUUUACGUGAAAGAUUUUGUCAUCAGAGUCCACAUAGUAACCUGUUUGGAGUGCAAGUACAAUACAAACACUUAAGUGAGCUGCUAAAAAGAACUGCUAUCCAUGGAGAAAGUAACUCUGUACUCAUUAUUGGACCCCGAGGAUCAGGAAAAAACUAUGGUAAAAGCUGUUGAUUUCUGGUGUUUGUUAGCAUGUGAUGAUUCUUAUUUUAUAUAAUACUGAAAAUGUUUUUCAUUUCAUCAUUUUGUAGCAUUUUAAUCUUUUGGUUUUUUCUUUUUUAAUCAUAGAAGACAUGUAAAACUUUAUAAAUUAGGGUGGUAUGUUUGAGUAUAGCAGACCUUUUUUCCCCUUAUUUAUCCUCCUAGUGACAAAUUGUCAAUUGAUGUUUGUUCCAACUCGGUCUUUGUCCUUGAAGAAGUAGAGAUUGCCAGUGGAAAAAGAAACUAGCCUUUAUUGAGCAUGUACUAUGUGUCUUUUUAUCUGUGUUCUCUCAUUUAUUCUUUACGUCAAUGCCGCAAGGUAGGGUUUUUACCUUUGAUAAUUAUAGGUUAGGGAACUAUCAUAUCAUUCAUUCUUUUUAUUUUUCCUACAUCAUUACUAUUUAUUGUUUAACCCUAACUUGCAAUUACACAAUAUUUCAAUGCAUGCUCACAUCUUAUAUAAUUCUUUUCUCCUUUCCCUCUUUAUCAUAUUUGCUUAGUUACCUGAAAAAAAAAAUCUUACUUCCUCUUAUUCUUGUCUUUCAUAUCCUUUAUGUAAUAUAGGAGACAAAUUAUGGGUGUUAACUCUUGAAAGUAGUUACUUUCAGUGCUAAGUAGUCUGUUUAAAAUCUGUUCUCAUGUAUUUUAUGCAAUAAAUUUCAAUUUCUGACUAAUGUACUUUAAAAAU
Messenger RNA from Callithrix jacchus (white-tufted-ear marmoset), 1003 nucleotides. The record is from RefSeq and is a predicted model, not a curated record. Lineage: Eukaryota; Metazoa; Chordata; Mammalia; Primates; Cebidae.